This is a messenger RNA of Dendronephthya gigantea, 2325 nucleotides long. Its product is annotated as mannan-binding lectin serine protease 1-like. Gene Ontology annotation, molecular function: calcium ion binding; serine-type endopeptidase activity. The transcript is spliced from 11 exons. Gene Ontology annotation, biological process: complement activation; proteolysis. The record is from RefSeq and is a predicted model, not a curated record. NCBI's taxonomy places the organism in Eukaryota, Metazoa, Cnidaria, Anthozoa, Malacalcyonacea, Nephtheidae. The coding region runs from base 148 to 2187 and encodes 679 amino acids. Gene Ontology annotation, cellular component: extracellular region.
UCGCGUCGAACUGAGAAAAGUCUUUAACAGAAUUUACAGAAAUACUUUGAAAGCCUGUCAUAAAAAGCUCGUCAGCUUCUGUUCAAUUCUGCUGUCGCAUUUUACUAUCGCAACUCACACAGCGGUGCGUGAUAUUCCCGGGACGACAUGAGACGAAAUCUACUAUUCGCUGCGCUGCUGUUUUACUGCACAUUGCUGAACCCUUCUUCAGCAUUCCGCUGUGGGAAAAUUCUCUCCGGUUUAUAUGGCAAGUUCCACCCCCCUGGAUUUCCAGAAAACUAUUACGAUUUCCUGCAAUGUACGUGGAGCAUUACGGUCGGGGAAGGUUUUCAUGUGAAACUGAUGUUCACUGUUUUUGACGUGGAAUAUUAUCCUAACUGUUCCUAUGACUACCUGAGGGUUGUCGAGAAAGGCCGAGUUCUGGGCAAAUACUGUGGCUCAGCGAAAAAGGGCCAUUCCGAAGCCAUAUCGCAGUUGGAAUCUAAGGGAAAUAGCAUAAAAGUCAUGUUCCAUUCAGAUUACUCCAACGAGAAGAAAUUUCGGGGCUUUGAAGCACAUUACAGAGCUGUAGAUGUGAACGAAUGUGCUGUUAAUAAUGGUGGUUGCGAUCAAAUAUGUCACAAUUAUCUUGGUGGAUAUUAUUGUUCGUGUCGCCUGAAUUAUCGCCUCAAGAAGAACAAGAAAAGUUGUGAAUAUGUCAAAUGCAAGAAUGUUCAUUUGCGACGAUUACACGGAACGAUAAGCAGUCCUGAAUUCCCAAACAACUACCCCAGUUAUUCAAACUGUACCUGGACAAUCACUGUACCACGUGGCUAUCGUAUUGUACUGCAGUUUAUUGAGUUCGAAAUUGAAACACAUCCAGACGUGAUCUGUCCUUAUGAUCAUCUCAGCAUCACAGCCGGGGGAAACUCUGGUCGCUUAUGCGGUAAAAUUCCUCCGAAAAACAUCACUUCGACCUCCAAUUUUAUGACCGUUAGAUUUGUUACGGACGCCUCGAAGAAUUUGCAAGGAUUCCUUGCCCAAUUUCACACCGAAGGGGUGAAAUGUCCAGAAUUAAAGAGUCCAUUGAACGGUGCAAUGAAUGCUUCCGGUUUUUCAUUCAAAGAUGAGAUCUUCUUCCAGUGUUAUCCUGGUUACAUCAUGAAUGGCGUGGCCAGGAUUUGGUGCAGAAGCUCUGGAGAAUGGACUAUGGAACCACCUGUUUGUGAACCGAUUUCUUGCGGGCAUCCUGGCAUUCCGAUACGGGGCAGAGUUCGUAUCGGCGGUCUGACCUUCGGAGAAUCAGUCUGGUUCGAAUGUAAUGAUUUCUAUGAAAUUUACGGGAUGGAUGAAUUGACGUGUGAAGAUGAUGGAUUCUGGUCGGAUAGUCUGCCCGAGUGUGUACCAGUUUGUGGUAAUUCUAGUUUUGCCAACGAAUAUCGUCAGGGUUGCCGUGGUAACAUUGUUGGCGGGAACGAUGCCGUCCCAGGUUCCUACCCCUGGCACGCAUUGUUGAAACUGGAUGGUCGUGGAGUGUGCGGUGCCUCGCUUCUUAACGAAUUUUGGCUGAUCACAGCGGCCCACUGUGUGGUUAACAAGAAACGUCAAGUAGUUCGACCACGAAGAUUCACAGUCGUUCUUGGUCUGCACAACAGAUCUCAGGAGAACGAGACUCAAGUUAAAGAGAUGCACAUUGGUCAGAUAUUCGAGCAUAGGGAUUAUAAUCCAACCACCUUCCAGGCUGAUCUUGCCUUACUACGACUGACCCACCCAGUUAUUAUGAGUGACUUUGUUAAACCAAUAUGUCUCCCAGAUACCGACAGUAGUGACGAUGUCAUCAGGCCGGGUGCUCGCGGUGUUGUGGCGGGUUGGGGCCGAGCAUCAAGCACCAAGCUCUUUCCUAACAUCCUCCAAGAGGUUUGUCUUCCCGUCGUCGAGACAUCGGCGUGUCGUCGUGCGUUCGCCGCGGAAGGAUAUCCCGUAACAGCAGAUAUGUUCUGCGCAGGGCCUGCAGACGGGGGGAAGGACGUGUGUAAGGGUGAUUCCGGGGGUGGGUACGUGUUUCAAGACCCAGGGGACGAAAGGUGGUUUCUAGGUGGGUUAGUGUCGUGGGGGAGUAGUGAGGGAUGUGCGCUGCCUAAUAAGUACGGCGUGUAUUUGAACGUGAAAGAUUACAUGGACUGGGUAGAAGAUCGAAUAUACCGAUGAAGUUCGCGCAAGAUUUUCUCACGAGGACACAAAAAUUUCAACCAUAAUAGAAUAUUAUCGUAUUUCGCAGUUAAUGUAGUUUGUGAAUAGAGAAUUUUUACAAAGUUUUCAGCGAGGAUUUCAACUUGGUUUUAGUCC